This is a messenger RNA of Medioppia subpectinata, 2126 nucleotides long. The record is from the annotation of a GenBank genome assembly. Lineage: Eukaryota; Metazoa; Arthropoda; Arachnida; Sarcoptiformes; Oppiidae.
AUGGAAUCAAUCGAAGAGACUUCGGCUUCAUAUUUAAGUUUUGUGGACUAUUUAAUAGUCUUUAGUUUAUUAGGUUUGGGCUCUUAUUAUUGGCUUUUUAUCCGCAAUAAGAGUAAAAAGUCUGAAUUCGACACCUCUUCCAUCAAAACCUUCUCUAUUGAACCUACUCUAACGAGGAGUGUAUCGGAAUCGGGUUUUAUUAGCAAAAUGAAAUCAGGGGGUAGAAAUAUAGUAGUUUUCUAUGGCUCUCAAACGGGAACUGCAGAAGAAUUUGCCGCCCGUUUGGCUAAAGAGGCGACUCGUUAUGGCAUGAAAGCAAUGGUCGCCGACCCAGAAGAGUGUGAUAUGGAGGAGCUCUCGAAACUGACCGAAAUCGAGAACUCGAUGGCAAUAUUCUGUGUGGCAACUUAUGGAGAGGGAGAUCCCACUGAUAACGCACAAGAGUUUUAUGAAUGGCUACAAAACGGUGGUUCAGACCUCACGGGAUUGCGAUACUCAGUGUUUGCGUUGGGAAAUAAGACAUACGAACACUACAACAAAAUGGGCAUAUAUUUGGACGGAAAGCUAGAAGAGUUGGGCGCCACUCGUGUCUAUGAGUUAGGACUUGGAGACGACGACGCGAAUAUUGAAGAAGAUUUUAUUACAUGGAAAGAGAAGUUCUGGACUUCUGUUUGCGAACAGUUUGAUCUGCAGACCGGCGAAGAAGUGAGUUCACGACAAUACGAACUCAUCACUUAUGACGAGAUCGCGAACGAGAAGAUAUUUCACGGAGAAGUCGCUCGACUUAACUCUUAUGUCAAUCAGAAAGCACCCUUUGACACAAAGAAUCCGUUUUUGUCGCCCGUUUUGGUUAACAGAAACCUUUAUAACAGCGAUCGCUCGUGUCUUCACAUCGAGUUAGGACUAAAGGACUCUAAAUUGAGAUAUGAGGCCGGAGAUCAUGUGGCCGUUUACCCGAAGAACGACACUUCUUUGGUCGAAAGGAUCGGACAAUUACUCGAAUUCGAUUUGAAUAAAGUGUUUGCUCUGAAGAACUUAGACGAUGACAGCUCUAAGAAGCACCCGUUCCCCUGUCCCACCACUUAUAGAACAGCUCUUAUGUUUUACACCGACAUCACGAGUACUCCCAGAACUCAUGUGUUGAAAGAGAUCUCUGAGUACACGACUAACGAAGAAGACAAGGCUUUCCUUAAGAAAAUCAGCUCUUCUACCGACGAAGGAAAGCAACUCUAUUCUGAUUGGGUUAUUAAGAACUGCCGAAGCAUUGUUCACAUUCUGGAAGAUUUGCCAUCAGUUAAGCCUCCUUUGGAUCAUUUACUGGAAUUGUUGCCUCGACUUCAGCCCCGAUACUAUUCUAUCUCGUCGUCGCCUAAACUGCAUCCCGAUUCGGUUCACGUGACCGCAGUUGUGGUCGAGUACGAGACGAGCACUAAUCGGGUGAACAAAGGUGUGGCCACUAAUUGGUUGAAAGACAAAAUUCCGAGUAAUAACGGCCACAAGGUUUUGGCUCCUAUUUUCAUACGUCGAUCGCAGUUCCGAUUGCCAGCAAAACCGCAAACACCUGUCAUAAUGAUAGGCCCGGGAACCGGUUUGGCCCCAUUCAGAGGCUUCAUUCAGGAGAGAUGGCAUCUGAAGCAAAACGACAAACCCGUCGGCGAUACCAUCCUUUACUUUGGCUGCAGAAAGAAGUCCGAAGACUAUCUCUACGAAGAAGAACUCACUCAAUACGUAUCGAACGGCACUCUCACCAAACUAUACACCGCUUUCUCCAGAGAUCAGGAGCACAAGAUAUACGUGACUCAUCUCUUGAAACAGAAUAUGAAAGAGAUCUGGAAUAUCAUUGGCGAAAAGGACGGCCACAUCUAUGUCUGCGGUGACGCCCGAAAUAUGGCGCGAGAGGUGAAAGAGAUCAUAAUUGAGACAAUUAUGACUGAAGGCGGCAAAAGCCGGGCCGACGCCGAGGCAUACCUGAAGCGCAUGGAAUCGCAGCGAAGAUAUUCAGCGGAUGUGUGGAGUUGAGCGCAUUCUUGACGUAGACAAUGAAUUUCUCGUCGUUUAGUUUGAAUUGUAUUAUAAAUAUUUUCGAUAACGAAUUCAAAUCAAUUUUUACCUUUAAUUCUAACGCU